GCUACCCUUGGCGGGGACUUUUGUAAAUAUCAACAGUUCAGCGGCGACAUGGAGGAGCCCGAGAAGAGUCGUGAAUCAAUUUCUGUUGAAAAUAAUGAAGAUAAAGUUGGUGUUUCUUCAACUCGCCGCAAUGAUUCGGUUAGGUCAUCUCAAAUUAAACCGAGACUUAAACUGUUUCAAAAAGUGAUGGCUAAAAGUCUGCAGUGGCUAGUGGAGAACGCCGGUUUCGACAGAUUUUCCCAUUACCUUCAACCGCUGUCACAGCAAAACCCUCAGUUGACUGAAGCCAUGCACAAGCAGUUCAUCAGUCAGCUACAAACAUUAGUACAGAAAGAAAUUGCCAGCGUGAUCGAGGAGGGGGAACUUAAAGUGAAACUUGAAGAGUUGGACAAACUGGAGGAGCUGGCUAAAGACAUAUCUGAACCUGCGUGGCGACCCAGUGGUGUUCCAGAGCAGGAUGUGAGCAGUGACUUAGUGUCAUAUUAUAAGAAGCAGGAGGAGUACAUGAGACUACAGCUAAAGAAACUUAAAAAAGAAAAUGCUGCUCUUGCUCAGAAAGUGCAGGCCGGUCGAGAGAGCGUCACACACACAGAGCAGUGCAUCGCCUCAGCAGUGGAAGAAUGGAGAGCUUCUCUUCAGGAUCUGGAGACCUUUGUCUUGACACCUUCCCAGUCUGAGUCUUUAUAGCAUCCAUGGCCUAACAAUAUUAAGUCAAUUUGGAAUAUUUUCCUUUUGUGUAUAAGCAUGGUUUAAUUUGUGUAGGAAUACCCCAUUAGUUUGUGUUCUCUAUUUCAUUGACUAUUCCUUGCACUUUUUAAAAAAUUUUGUAUCUCAGUGUAUAUUUGUUUCAGUGCAAAAAUAAAAACAAAUGAAUA
Paramisgurnus dabryanus is the source of this 875-nucleotide messenger RNA. It is a transcript of the gene pmf1, whose product is annotated as polyamine modulated factor 1. The record is from RefSeq and is a predicted model, not a curated record. Gene Ontology annotation, cellular component: MIS12/MIND type complex. NCBI's taxonomy places the organism in Eukaryota, Metazoa, Chordata, Actinopteri, Cypriniformes, Cobitidae. Gene Ontology annotation, biological process: chromosome segregation.